Molecule: messenger RNA, 457 nt
Organism: Drosophila ananassae
Lineage: Eukaryota; Metazoa; Arthropoda; Insecta; Diptera; Drosophilidae
Product: 34 kDa spicule matrix protein
Exons: 2
Coding region: 134-391 (85 amino acids)
Source: RefSeq, a predicted model, not a curated record
UUACCUAGAAAAGUAACAUCCAGGUAAAGACUUUUGUAGGCGGAAUCACCUAUAAAGGGAAGAUUCUCAGCUGAAAGAAUAGUGUUUCAAGUGCCUUCGAAGAGUCCACAUAUCUUUACUCGCCGUUUUCGAGAUGAAAUAUUUGAUCAUUUGUUUGAUUUCGUUUUUCGCCAUUACCAUGGCUCGUCCCCAAUUUGGAUUUGGAGGUGGAUUUGGAGGAUUCGGGGGACAGCAGCAGCAGCAAGAGGCCUUUGGAGGAGGCUUUCCCGGCUAUGGUGGAGGGUUUGAACAGCAGCAACAACAACAAUCAGGGUUCGGUGGCUUUGGAGGAGGCUUUGGUCAAGAGCAACAGCAACAACAAGACUUUGGUUUUGGCGGAUUCUUUGGAUAACCAAAAACGCCAAAUCAAUAAUGUGAAUUAUAAAUGUCAAUAAAGGAGUUAAUAUAUAUUUAAAAA